Adineta ricciae is the source of this 573-nucleotide messenger RNA. The record is from the annotation of a GenBank genome assembly. NCBI's taxonomy places the organism in Eukaryota, Metazoa, Rotifera, Eurotatoria, Adinetida, Adinetidae.
AUGGGUUCAAAUCAAGCUAAAAUCGAUGAUUAUGUGUACGCAGUAAUUGGUAAGCACACUCAAUUGAAGCGCGAUGAUAUUCUUGCUUGGCAACAACGUUUUCAUCAAAACUGCGAUCCUGGUUCGACGACUAUGACUAAAGAGCAGUUUUGUAAAUUUUACCAAGAACUUCGUCCAAAUGAAAAUGUGAAACUUCUCAGUGAAAAUAUUUUUCGUGCUUUUGAUCUAAACGGCGACCAUGGCAUUACUUUUUCCGAGUUUCUUGUGGCCUAUGUUUCAACAACUGAAGCACCACUAGAAGAUAAACUUCGUUACGCAUUCAAUGUUUACGAUAUUGAUCGCAAUAGUUCAAUUGAUCGAGCCGAAAUUCUCUUUAUUCUACAUGCCAUGUUCGAAUUAUUAGGAAUGAGCGAGGAAAAAGCGCACAAAUUCUCAUAUAAUCAAUGUGCGGAUACGAUUAUGAAAAAUCUCGAUGUGAAUGAAGAUCAAUGUAUAUCAAAAGAAGAAUUCAUUCAAGGUUUAAUACGCGAUCCAUUUCUUCAAAGUCUCAUGAAUCCUUUUCCACAUGUUUAA